Molecule: messenger RNA, 2264 nt
Organism: Xyrichtys novacula (pearly razorfish)
Lineage: Eukaryota; Metazoa; Chordata; Actinopteri; Labriformes; Labridae
Source: the annotation of a GenBank genome assembly
AUGAGCAGACUAAAAGUCUUCAUCGGUCUGUCUUCAUCUGUGCGCCGAGUCAAAGUAUCAGGUGUGAAAUAUUGAUGUGGCGACAGGUGUGAUCCUGAACAGACUGCAGGUCUUCUGAUCCAUGUGUCGCACAGUGAGGGGCUGCAAGCUCCCCCGACUCAGGACGAACCACGGACCUCAGCGCUGGUGAGUGACUGUGUGACCAGACUUUUAACCAGGACUUGGAGAUAAAGAACCCCCCAAACCAUAUGUGCUCCUGGGCCGACUAGAGCGGUCUAAUCUACCGGUGUUCAACAAUAGACCGGAUCACCGAAGACUGCUGAAGUCCACAGAAAUAUAAACGGGAACAAGCGGAUGAUUAAGAAAUGUGCAGCUGGAAUCUAGGCCACGAGAGCGAGUGUGUCUCCAGUUACAGAGUUAUCUCUGCUGCACUUCAUGUCUGAUCGUCUUUCUUCUUUGACUUAUGAAGUCCUGAAGAAAAAAGAACAAAAAUGUCAAUAAUGUUCAAGAAAAACUGCAGUCAGAGCUGAAACGUUGACAUGGUGCUCUUUGUUCCAGAUUCACAGAGUCCCACUCCUCCUGGAGGAGGGGUCGGAGCUGGAGGUGAGCGGGCAGAAGGAGGUCAGGAUCACCCGUCUGUGGUCCAGGAGCUGUGGUUCAUUGUGGUGAUGGCAGCCAUCGCUCUGCUGCUGCUGGCUGUCGUCUUAGGUGUAGUCCUUCAUAAGGUGAGAGUUGGUCCUCAGUUAUAGCACAAAGUUAGAGAAGUAUUGGUUUGGAGCUGAAGUUUUGUCUUCUUCAUUCAUGAUCCUCCUCUGCAGGCUCUGAACAGACCCCCCUUCACCAGAGAAAGGCCCCCCCUGGUGGCCCUGCCCAUGCAGAAGAGAAGCCCCAGGGCCAUCUAUCCGGCCAGCAACUCCGUACUGGUGAGGGGACGUUAAUGUCUUAACCAGUAAACUGUGUUUACAAAGACACAAAGUACAGAUGGGAGAAAACUGAAACACUUACAGGCAGAAACCUUGAGCAGAACCAGACUCAUGUUAGACUGUGACCCCCAAUUUUAACCGCAUCCGGAACGGCUCCGAUCUAGAAUGGCGCCAAUUUUGCCAUCCGCCAAUUCCUACUGAAUCUGUUUGUGAGGCGAAUUUCAUGGCGGAUUGCAGACAGCAGGAAUCGCGAAAACUCAAAAGAACCCGCGGAUUCACGUGCAAUCGUGCGAUAACGCGUUGUCUCUAUAAAGACAGACACAUAGACAUAUAAGCAGUAGAUUGUGUCCUUCCAGAGGAGGAAAUCUACUUCUAGACUUCUAGAAUCAGCAUCUCCUCGUCCAUGGUGUCAUCGGGGUGAGAUGACGUCUAAAAACCUUUCACUUGUUCGUCUCCGCCCGUUUGCAUGGUGUGAAAUACGAUCCUCCUGAAACACGGAGUGUUUUAUUUUGAAAAGAAGCCGGAUGUUUUAUUUUGUGUCUGUGCCCGACUUCCUUUCCAGCACGGGUUAAUCUGUGCUGAAUUUAUCUGGUAUGCUCAGGCGUCUGGAAAAAAUAGAACUCUUGCGAUCAGCUUUGGAGUCUGGCGAUCGGGUGGAAAUUAAUUUGAAUGGUUACGAUCAGCAGAUACAGCCUUCUCGUAGCCGUUCUGGAUGCGGUGAAAAUUGGGGGUUGGGAAGUGAACUUUCUUUUUCUCCUCAGUUUGAUACGGUACCUGACACAACAGGCUUCUCCAACAGCGUGACGUUGAAGGGCUUCACCAUAAAGAUGGAGGUAAAUUAACGCCUUUACCAAAACAAAGAGUAAAGAUCAGCUGAACGUGAGGACACACGUCUAUCCUCUCUGGACAGGAGGUGCUGGAGACCAAAUGUGAGCCUGUGGAUGGAGAGGUCCCCCCACAGGGCGAGCUCGGGAUCCUCAGCGUGAACUCUUUGAUGCGCAGCGUCAGCCAGGUGAUAGACGGGAAAUCAUCCACAGGAGACGACGAGGCGUGGGAUCCAAACAUAUCAGGCCAUGACAGCGGGAUGGUAAGAGACACUAAACAUGUGAAUCUGGUCCAAUCAGAUCUUCUCCCAUCACAUCUUCAACCUCAUGAGUGAAACGCUUUCACAGAGAUGGAGAAAGUCUCGUUAAAAUAACUUUAAAACAGGUCAAAACCUCAAUUUAACGAGCUUCGUUCUCCCCCCAACAGUUUAUGGACGAUGAGGAGUUUGUGGACACCAUCAAAGGUUUCAGCACGGUGAGGAAGGAGCACACCAUGUUCACUGACACCAACCUGUGA